AUGAUCAAAGAGCAGACGACUUUGGAAGACAUUCUGGCCAGAGCUCCUCUACAAGCCAUUGGAGCCUAUUCUGAAAUUGUACAGGAUUUCUCACAAUCCCUUGAUAAUCUCAUAAGUGCCAUCGAAGAAUGGGCUUUCACUUACGGACUCGAGCACGAGUACAGGAGUUUUGUCAACGAGUCAGAGAGAGAAAAUGCUGACUACAAAACAGCUAUGAGGGAGCUGUAUCCUAUCCUUACGGAAUUUCUCGGUGAUCACAUGAAAAUUGAAAACGAUAGGAAACGGCCGUUAAUGCUGGCCUUCGACAGGGCCUCAGCACUACCAGACAAAACUGCAAAUAGGCAAACAGUUGUCGAAGGGAUUAUCAAGUCCUAUCUUCCAUCGCUAGCCGGUGCUUCUAACAGCGCA
Messenger RNA from Cylicostephanus goldi, 408 nucleotides. The record is from the annotation of a GenBank genome assembly. NCBI's taxonomy places the organism in Eukaryota, Metazoa, Nematoda, Chromadorea, Rhabditida, Strongylidae.